AUGUACGACGAUACGCCCAGAGGCAAUCAGCCUCCUGCGAAUGUUAAUGAUAUUGGAUCUAUGUAUAAUUCGCGGGACACCAGUGCUUCCUCCUUUACAAAUUUAAAUGAUUCUUCUACUCGUCUUUUGCACAAUGGUUCUAAUCAUAACGUCAACAGCGGUGCAUUAGCUGUCGGAGUUGGUGGUAGAAGAGCUAGUGGUUAUUCUCGCCCGAGUCCCCAAACAUAUAAUAGAUAUCCUAAUGGGGAUGCGAGUAAUAGCUCUGGCAUGUAUUCAACGUCACCUCCUCAAAACAACAGCCUCGUGGAUGACAUUGAAAACAUCAACCGCUUAGAAGCUGUUGCUUUCGCCGGCCCUACAGCUGGUGACCAUGAUUUUGCAUUGAGCAAAGAAGAUAAAGAGAUAGAUGACUUUUUGCACUAUCCUUUACCUGCAAAGGAUACUAAAAGAAUAAGUUACUUCGUGGGUGGAGAAGGUUUAAUGCAAUUGCUUUUCCUUAUCUUCCUUAUUUCAGGUACCGGUAUGCUCUUCAUUGGCUUGCCAAUUCUCACUUAUACUGGACAUAACGCUCUCGCAAGUACCUCUGAUAAUGGUAUUACCAAUCAUAAGUUUAGGAGCUUAAGCAUUCUUCGUAGCAAGUCUCUUGUCGAUCCUGAUACUCCUCAAGAUGCUUACACGAAAAAUGUCCCACAUUUAGGCAAUUUAGAUUUGGUAUUCUCGGAUGAAUUUAAUAAGCCUGGUCGUACAUUUUAUGAUGGUGAUGAUCAGUUUUGGGAAGCUACUGACUUGCACUAUGCCGCUACUAGUGAUUAUGAAUAUUACGACGCCGAUACGCCAACAACAGCAAAUGGCACCCUUAGACUUCGAAUGGAUGCAUUCUUCACUCACAAUCUGAAUUUCAGGAGUGGUAUGAUUACGAGUUGGAAUAAAAUGUGCUUUAAAGGCGGAAGAAUAGAGGUUUCCGCUUCUUUAGGUGGUUCACCAGGAGUUCCUGGUCUAUGGCCUGGUAUUUGGACAAUCGGAAACUUGGUUCGUCCCGGUUAUUUAGCUACUUCCGACGGAGUUUGGCCUUAUGCUUAUAACAGCUGCGAUGCUGGGAUCACUCCUAAUCAAUCUGACCCCAGUGGCAUAUCGUUCCUUGGUGGACAAAGACUUCCCAGUUGUGUUUGCGAUGACCAAGGAUACGAACACCCGAGUCCCGGAAAAGGUCGUGGUGCUCCUGAAAUUGAUUGUUUAGAAGGGACGUUCGGUGCUGCAAUUCCUUACAAUGGAUCGGUCCAAAUGGAGACUAUGCCCGUUGCUUCUCAAUCUCUUCAAACUGCUCCUUACGAUAUGUUUUAUUUUCCUAAUUACGACUAUGUCGUUGUCUACAACCAAAGUGUUUCAGAAGUUAACGGUUGGACGGGUGGUGUAUAUCAGCAAGCUUUGUCUGUCGCCACACAAUUGAACAAUACUUGGUUGGGUAACAGAGCGUAUCAAAUAUAUGGAUUUGAUUAUCAGCCCGGUUACGACGCAGAUUCUUUCAUUUCAUGGUUUGUUGGUGAAAACUAUACUUGGACUAUGUACCAACCUGCCAUCGGUCCUAAUGGAAAUGUCGGAGCUCGUGGCGUAAGUGAAGAACCUUUGAUUGUUAUUCUGAAUAUGGGUAUCUCACCCUCAUGGGUUUACUUUUACUGGUACGAAUUAAGUUUCCCUCAAACGCAGUACAUUGACUACGUGCGUAUUUACCAGGAUACUUCGAGUAAUUCGAAACAUGAGCUUGGGUGUGAUCCUAAAGGCUAUCCGACUACGGAGUAUAUAAGUAAGCAUCCUAAAGCCUAUCGUGACUACAAUACUACUAGUUGGGAAAUGGCUGGGUAUAAGCGUCCUAAGAACAAAUUGAUGGAUGGUUGUUAG
Messenger RNA from Schizosaccharomyces osmophilus, 1896 nucleotides. It is a transcript of the gene gls1, whose product is annotated as Glcoside Hydrolase family protein Gls1. The record is from RefSeq and is a predicted model, not a curated record. Gene Ontology annotation, biological process: fungal-type cell wall organization; (1->6)-beta-D-glucan biosynthetic process. Bases 1 to 1896 code for a protein of 631 amino acids. The transcript has a single exon. Gene Ontology annotation, molecular function: glucosidase activity. NCBI's taxonomy places the organism in Eukaryota, Fungi, Ascomycota, Schizosaccharomycetes, Schizosaccharomycetales, Schizosaccharomycetaceae. Gene Ontology annotation, cellular component: plasma membrane; endoplasmic reticulum membrane.